AUUUUAAGCCUCUGUUUAAGUUUCGUGCCGAGAUAGGGAGGGAGAGCACUGAAGUUCAGUACAUUGCCAUGGCGGCAGUAGCGAGCUACUGCAAGCCUUCGCCAUUUGUUACCGGUCAAUCUCAUCCUCGCCUUGAAGUCCCAAGAAACCAAUUGAAUCUAAACAAUAUCUCUUCAGUUGUUUCUUCGACUUUAGCCGCUACAGCUCCUGAAAGUUAAUCCUGUUCUCACACUUGAUUUCUUUCAAGCUUCGAAGAGUCAGGUUAUGCUGUGAAGGUUAUGUAUCAUUGCUUUAUGCUUGGUUCCAUUACAGUUGACACCAACCAAGCAGCAUAGUCCACCUGCACAAUUUGUGCUUCAUAACAAGAGUAUAAAAUCUCUUUUGUUGCUUGGUAUGCCUUCUGAAUGGAUGACAUCCACCAUUCAUCUCAACUAAAAAAUGAAGGAAACAAUUCCAAUCCCUGAGCUUUAGAAGAGAAAGCUGAUGUUCAACCAAAAGAAACCUACUGUAUCACCCAAGAAAACUCUUUCAUAUAGCUCACAGUCUUCUGAGUAGCGAAAAGAAACUGAACUCUCAUUGUGAGAUGUAAUCCAUCAUUUAAACGGACAAACCUCCAAGAAAUUCAAGAGCUUGUUUCCUUUAUUGUCAACAGAAUUGUUCUGGUAUCUUGAUCGAGGAUGACUUCCUUUUCUGCCACAACACAGCCUUCUCUCACCCAAAUCUUAUCACUAUUGCCAACACAGAAGUCCUUAAUAUCUCACCAAAACCCAACCCAACCCUCUUUCUCUCACAAAAACCACACUCCAAAUAUCUCCUUAAGCUCACAAUCAAACAAACCCGUUGACCCCGUUGUCUCGUGGACCUCUUCUAUCUCCCAGCUCUGCCGCAGUGGCCAAUUACUUGAAGCUGCUGCUGAGUUUACCUGCAUGAGGCUGGCUGGAAUACAUCCUAACCACAUCACCUUCGUCUGCAUUCUUUCAGGCUGUGCUGCAUUUCCAGAAAGAAGUGAACUUUUGGGUGCUUUAAUCCAUGGAUAUGUUUGUAAACUUGGUUUAGAUAGGAAUAAUGUGAUGGUGGGGACUGCGCUUGUUUAUAUGUACGCCAAAUAUGGUUUGCUAUAUUUGGCUAGAUUGGUGUUUGACUGUAUGGGCGUGAAAAAUUUGAUCUCUUGGAAUACCAUGAUAGAUGGGUAUGUGAAGAAUGGAGAGAUCGAGUAUGCUCUUGAGUUGUUUGAUAAAAUGCCUGAAAGGGAUGCAAUUUCUUGGACUGCUUUGAUUAAUGGGUUUGUUAAGAGUGGUCAUUAUGAGGAAGCAUUAAAUCAUUUUCGAGAAAUGCAAAUCUCAUGCGUUAUGCCUGAUUAUGUUACCAUUGUCGCUAUUCUUGCAGCUUGUGCCAAUUUAGGAACCCUCGGUCUUGGCUUAUGGAUUCAUCGGCUUGUGUUGAAGAAUGACUUGAAGUACAAUGUCAAGAUAAAUAACUCCUUGAUUGACAUGUAUUCUCGCUGUGGUUGUAUGGAGUAUGCUUGCCAAGUGUUUGAUAAAAUGCAGAAGCGAACUUUGGUGUCAUGGAAUUCAAUUAUUGUGGGUUUUGCUGUUAAUGGCUUUGCAAAGAAAGCAUUGGAGCAUUUCCAUAUGAUGCAAAAGGAAGGGUUUAUUCCAGAUGGAGUUAGCUUCACAGGUGCUCUCACUGCUUGUAGCUAUUCCGGUCUGGUUGAAGAAGGGCUUCAAUAUUUUGAUACCAUGAAGAGGGUUUACAAUGUCAGCCCCCGAAUUGAGCAUUAUGGAUGCAUAGUUGAUCUUUAUAGUCGUGCAGGGAGACUGGAAGAGGCACUGGAGGUAAUAGAAAGCAUGCCCAUGAAGCCAAACGAAGUUGUGUUGGGUUCAUUGUUGGCUGCUUGCAGAACUCAUGGGAAUAUAAGCUUAGCUGAGAGGGUGGUGAAACAUCUGGUUGAAUUGAAUUUUGAAAAUGAUUCUAGUUAUGUGCUUCUUGCAAAUAUGUAUGCAUCUGUUGGAAGGUGGGAUGGGGCGAGUGAGGUUAGGAGAAGAAUGAAAUCCCGUGCAAUACUGAAGAGACCAGGAUUUAGUUCAAUUGAAAUAAAUUGUGAAGUUUAUGAAUUUGUGGCUGGUGAUAAAUCUCAUGUUGACACUGAGAUCAUUUAUGGAAUGCUUGAUCUUCUGUCUUUUGAGUUGAAAUUGUUUGAUUAUGCUCCUAAAAAUGUUGAUGUGGGUUUAUAUGAGAACAGUUGAAAGUUUUAUAAAUUGUUUUUUCAUAUAGAAUUUGUUAUAUUUGUUCUCUUUUGAGGUAUUGUUUUAUCAUUUAUGCACCAACUUUUUAUGGAAUUAUAUUCAUAGAAUCUUAAUUAUCAUAAUCCCCAUUUCUGAUUAACUUAGAGUAGUCCCUGUUGAUACAGACUGUUAAAGCUCUUAGUCGAGAUCUUGAUCCACAUCUUUUUUACUGCGGAGCAUGUCUAUGAAUGUGACUUAUUAGGAAUAAGAAAAAGCAACUCACUCCAUAUUACAAUCAAUCUUGCUUGCUUCCUCCAAAGGUAGACUAGCUAUUUUUAUGCCCAACUUUGCCAGUUUCCAUCCAUUUUCUCUUUCUAAAAUACCAAGCCCCAAUCUCAUUUUGUCAGACAUAAACUGUUCCACUUCAAAUUCAAAAUUUAUAACCCUAUUUGAUUAUAUAGUUUUUGUUUUUCCUUUUUAAACUUAUUCUUCUUUGCAUGACACUCUUGUUAAUGUUAGAACUCAGAACAAAACAACUCUUGUUUGUGAUAACUUGAAGUUAUUACUUUUCUAGUGGAGAAGGAAACAACUCAGUUUAAUUCAGUCGUGUUCUCCAUAUUUUUUUUGUUUAUAUCAAAUUGAAGCUAUUUAUAGCGACCAAGCUAGAGGAAUUCUUACAAUUUAUUUGACUUGCUUUUCACUCAAAAUCUUCCUUUUCUGCCACUCAAUAUCUUAUUUAUCUUAACUAAACUUCUUUUUACUUUUGCUUUACAUAAUCUCAUUUUUUUCCCUACAUAUUAUCUACUUUUGAUAAAAUAAUAGAACUUUCUUUGAAAAACACUCAAAUUCUCGCACCCCUUGUUAAACUUUUUCUUUGUGAUUCCAAAUUUUUCUCUCAAACACUUGAUUUUGCUUUCAGGAGAACCUUAGUUAGGAUAUCUGGUAACUAUUCUUUAGAAUUAUAAUGCACCAAAUUUAUUUCUACAUUCUUCUCUAAUUCAUAAAGGAAAUGAAAUUUCCCUUUUCUAUAUUUGGUCAUGCCAUAUUGCGUAAGAUUCUUGGUAAUCAAAAUGACAGAUUUAUUAUCAACUAAGUAACAGUAGCUCCACUUCAGACUUGAUUUAAAAAAUUUUUCUUAGUUAAAUUGCUUGAUUUGCAGAAGCUGAUGUGGAAUAUAUUCUGCCUUAGCUGUGAUUAAAUACGAAUGUCUUGCUUUCUUGAAUUCUAUGAGUAAGAAGAAAAACAAGACCAGAAGUUUUUGAGUCAUCAAUACAUCUUGCUCAAUCACUAUCUUUAAGUCCUUCAAGAACUUCACUCUUAUUGUUCAAAUACCAUAUUCCAAAAUCGAAUGUCUAUUUCAGAUAAUUAAGCACUCUCUUUGCUGCUCCAAAAUUUUCUUGCUUGGAGACUUUAUAAACCUUGAAAGAAGGUCAGCAGAUUACAUCUGGUCAGGUCUAUUUGUUGUUAAAUAUAAAGGACUCCCGACUAAACUUGUCUAGAUAGAUGCAUAAUUCUUGACAUCACGAUCAUCCUUUGACAAAUCUGCCCGCAAGUCAAGUGGAGUUGUAAUGGGCAUACUUUUUUUCUAAUCUUAAACUUCUUAAAAAUAUCUGAAGAUAUGCUUCCUUUGGAGAGGAUAAUGCCAGAAUUACUGGAUUUUCUUCUGAAUAAAGUAUUUUAUUUUGUCCAAAUAUAAUUUCAAAUUCAUCCAUCGUUUCUUUCUUAAAACUCCAUAAAGAUUGAAAUCUGUCUCCAGGCAUCAAUAGAUCAUUUGCACACAGAGAUAGUUACUGACUUCUCAGAUUUGCAACCGUUCACAUUUAGAGUAGGUUCAUUCUCACCCAAAUCUGAAUUUGAAACUUAUUCAUAAUUUCUUUCACAAAACUCUGUAAAGAUUGAUAUAGUUUUCACUCACCAAAAGAUCAUCAGCACAAAAAGAAAAAAGAAAAAAGAUCCCCUGCAUCUCAAAUUUGCAACCCUUCACAUAUAAAUUAGGCUUCUUCUCACUACUCCUGAAUCUAGGCUAGAAUUGACGCUGCCAGGGUGCCUAUUUUAACAUAUAAAGAGUCUUUUUAAGCCUGUAAACUUUGUCUCAUGGUCAAAAAUAAAAAAGCCCUCAAGUCGAUCAGCAAAGACUUCUUUUUGCGCUACCCAUUCAAAAAAGCCAAUGUAACAUCCAUGUGGAAAAUUUUCCAACCCUUUUGUGAAGUAAUGGAAAUUAAUAGCCUAAUUCUAUUCUACCUGGCUAUAGGAGUAAAUGUGUCACCAUAACCAAUCCCCAAACUGAGCAUUGUCCAUAAAAAGUAUAUUUUUUUCCAUGAUAAGAUCAUAAAGUUUCAAUUCAACACCCACUUCAACUAGCACCUUAAAAUUCUUGCGUAAUUUCAUUGGGUGGAUAUGACAUGAUAUUGGGUGUUGAUUGGAUGAAGCAAUUCAUUCCAAUGAUAUUGGACUUUAUACAAGGCACUGUUAAGUUUAACUAUGUUGACUUACUCAUAGUGCUUACAAAAAGUGAUUCUUAUAGGAAGUUAGCCACCAAAAUAAAAGAGUUGAUGCAAGGAAGUGGGCCAAGCAAAAGCAAGCAAAUGAAGGCGGAACUGCAUUUCUGGUGAUGGAAGUUGUAAAGGAGAUAAAAACUCCAGAGACCCCAAAAUAGCAUUCGGAGCAUUGCCUGACCAAUAUAAGGAUGUCUUUGAGGAACCCCCAAGGGUUACCUCGGGUUAGAGUCUUCAAUCACACCAUUUCAAUGACUCAGGAGAAUUCCUUAAUGAAUAUACGUCCUUACAGAUAUUCGUUCCACCAAAAGAAUGAAAUAGAAAAACAAGUUCAGAAGAUGUUGGCGAGUUACUCAUUCGUCCCAGUUGGUACUAUUGGUCAAGAAGAAGGAUGGUACUUGGAGGUUCUAUGUUGAUUAGAAGAAAUUCAAUUCCUUGACUGUAAAUAAUAAGUUUCCAAUACCCAUUAUUGAUGACCUUCUUGAUAAAUUACAUGGAGCAAUUAUUCUU
Messenger RNA from Carica papaya (papaya), 5230 nucleotides. RefSeq names its product Tetratricopeptide repeat (TPR)-like superfamily protein (gene PDE247). Lineage: Eukaryota; Viridiplantae; Streptophyta; Magnoliopsida; Brassicales; Caricaceae. The record is from RefSeq and is a predicted model, not a curated record. Gene Ontology annotation, biological process: RNA modification. Gene Ontology annotation, molecular function: protein binding; RNA binding.